This is a messenger RNA of Elgaria multicarinata webbii, 1503 nucleotides long. RefSeq lists its product as uncharacterized. Lineage: Eukaryota; Metazoa; Chordata; Lepidosauria; Squamata; Anguidae. The transcript has 5 exons. The coding region runs from base 14 to 718 and encodes 234 amino acids. The record is from RefSeq and is a predicted model, not a curated record.
GAAACCUUCAAUCAUGGCGCCCAAAGGGGGACUCUACGCGUGCGAUGAUCCAACGUACUGGAGGGCGGUUUUGAACCUUUACCAGGAGGCCGUCGCGGCCAAAGCAGGCCGGCGUAAAAACCUCAUUGCCUUGGAUAAAUGGUAUCAAGAAGAGCUACCAACUGCUGUGGUUGGGCGGAAGGUAAAAUAUUUAACUAAACCGGAGCUGGUGAAGCUAAUGGAAUGGAAGCUUUCUAGAGGCAAAUUUCGUCCUCGGUUGCAGCAACUGGUGGCCACCAACUCCGAUGAGACAGUGGAGAAGUGUACCAAGGAAGCCUUCCAGCUCCUCCCCGAUGUAGCAGCAGCUGUCAGUGAGCUGAGCAAACUCAAGGCUGUGGGACCCGCGACGGCUUCAGCAAUUCUAGCUGCUGGAGCCCCCGAAGUGGCGCCGUUUAUGGCCGACGAAGCAGCGGAAUCCAUCCCAGGCCUCACCCCGAUCCAGUACACCCUCAAGCACUACCUGCUCUACUUGGACCGGAUCCGAAGCUGUGUCGAGAAGCUAAACAAAGCUGACGCAGCGACGACGUGGACUCCUCACGGUGUGGAGCUGUGCCUCUGGGCCUGGGCUGUAGCCGAAAAGCUGCAGCUGCCCUCACUGCAGGCUCUGGGCACGGAGCGAGCGAAAGCAAGCAGUGGCGACCAAACCGACGAGCCUAGAAAGAGACGGAAAACAGAAUGAAGGCUUCCAAGAUGUCCCGGCUUCAGCACGGAGCUCCCUUGCCAGAUGCACGAACACCGACGGCGAACCGCGUGCGGAGGCUGGCCUGUUAUUCUGGGUCUCGGGAGUUUUCAAGGGACAUUUUGUGCCACUGGCGGUUCCAGAGCCCCGCAUUUUCUGGCCGAACGAUGCAGCUGCUUCAUGCAGAACUAGGAGUAGCGCAGCUGCGCAACAUAGCUCCGCCCUCUUGACGCUGCUCUUGUUCCGCUUGCAGGGGGGAGCACACAGCACACAGACCAGCUUUUCCCACCCCAUCCCCCACCCCAAAUUCUGGAACUGUAAGUUGCCCUCAAAACAGGUUGGGCUUCCUGCCUUGAGCAUGUAGGUUAUAGGCGGAGUGUCACAGUUUCAUGGAAAAUGCAAGGUUCCCGAGGCCGGCAUUCCUUCGUCACGAUAUUGUGCGGUUACGGGGAGGGCUGUAGCAGAGAAUCAGCAAGCAGGGUGCUCAGUCCCUGCCUCCAGUACUGUGUACACACACACACACACACACACACACACACACACACACACACACACACACAUACUUUUGCUGUUGCAAAUAGGUGACGCUUGCUGGUUGUUUGGAAGGAUUUAACCUGAUUGACCUUCCUUUAUUUGUCUUGAUUGGCUUAAUUGGUUCUGCCCUUUCUUCCGCUCCUAUAUCUUGACCGCUUCCCUUCCAAUCUGGUUAAGCUCCUCCCUUUUCUUAUCUCUCUCUUCUUGCUCUGCAAUAAAGUUUUGACUUUUUUUUAUCUCUAGUAGUAGAA